AUGGGGUCCAAACUGAGCCCAAGACUAGCUCAAUAUGUAAUGGACCAUUUAGUGAAAAUAUGUGUAAGCAAAUUACCUUUCAGUGUACCAUUUUUGAAAAAGUUUGUAGACGACAUAAUAAUGUCAGUUCCAAAAGAACAAACACAGACUACAUUGAAUUAUUUCAACUCUUAUUCUGAAAACCUACAAUUCACCCUAGAGGUAGAAGAUCCAGAACAUAGUGUACCCUUCCUAGAUACAAAAGCUCAAAGGGAAGACAACAUAAUAAAAUUGAAAUGGUAUAGAAAAGAGACUCAUUCUAAUAAGAUGAUUCAUUAUAACUCGAAUCACAGUAUAAACAUGAAAAUUAAUGUAAUAAAACAGAUGAAGAAAAGAAUAAGUAGAAUAUGUCACGAAUCACAUGUAAAAGAGGGAAUAAGAAAACUAUUUACAAUUUUUGAAGAAAAUGGGUACCCAUGCGGAAUGUUGAAUAAACUACUUUUCUCUAGCCACGAAACAGAAGACCAACGCCCAGAAAUUGUCGAUACACCAGAACAAACUCAUUACGCUUCAUACCCCAACAUAAAUGGAUUAACAAAUAAACUGAAAAACAUAUUUAAACAGGACAACAUCAAAAUUGUUGUGUACAACCAAAAAACUGUAGGAAAAUUAUAUACAAAACUGAAAGAUCCAAUUCCAACAAAACUAAAGAGCAACGUACUAUAUGAGUUGAAAUGUGAAGAUUGUGAAAAUAAAUAUAUAGGACAGACAUCCCAGUGGUUGAAGAGUAGAUUGGCAUUACAUAAAUCUGACAUCACUAAACACCACGAAAGAUGCGCACUGGCAACCCAUGCAUACAACCUGGAUCAUAAAAUAAAUUUUGAAGAUGUGAAUGUGUUACAAAUAGAAAGAAAUUAUCAGAAGAGAUUGGUGUUAGAAAUGGUCGAAAUUAAUAAACAGACAAAUGUUAUGAACAAAAAAACAGACACUAAUAAGUUAAGUAGCAUAUAUAGGUAUUUGUUAGAAAAAUCUAAAGAAAACUUGAUAUUUUACGACGGUCCAGUCAGUGAAUGA
Molecule: messenger RNA, 1053 nt
Organism: Coccinella septempunctata (seven-spotted ladybird)
Lineage: Eukaryota; Metazoa; Arthropoda; Insecta; Coleoptera; Coccinellidae
Exons: 1
Coding region: 1-1053 (350 amino acids)
Source: RefSeq, a predicted model, not a curated record